CACACGUUUGACAGCUGGCGGAAUGCGCGCGUAACAUGGCCGCUUGGCCGCUGGUUAUUUACAAAGAUGGCGAACAUGCGUGACAGCGAUACAUCGCUGUGGCUGCAUAACAAGUUAGGCACAUCGAACGAUUCGUGGACAGGCGGAUCUAUCUGUUCGCAGCUAAACGGCGAGGUGCUGCGUAACAUAAAGGAGUGCUUUCCUGACCUACAGACGCAGGUGAAACUAAAACUGCUGCUAAGUUUCUUUCACAUACCCCGAAAGAACAUAGAAGAAUGGCGACUGGAUCUGGAACAAAUCGUGGAAGUCGCCGUGGGCGACUCAGAGCUAUGGGUAUCCAUGAUAGCAGAAGCUCUGAAGACAUACCCAGCCACAGGAUCAUUAAACAUGGAAAUCUCAGACCUGGAUGAGGUCCGACCGAUAUUUACAAAUUUGGUGAAUGAUUUACGGCAAUUGGUGCGUAAACAAGCCGAAAGUGUGAUGCUACCCAUGGAGUGCCAUUAUUUAAACAAACAAGCAUUGACUUCAGUGGUUGGGCAACAGCCGCAACCCACCAAACACUUCACACUGAAAAAGAAGCCGAAAUCAGCAUUAUUACGUGCUGAUUUACUGCAAAAAUCAACAGAUGCGCAGUCGAAUCUUAAAAAAGCCUCCGCGCCUGUCAUACCAGUUAGAUCUCGAGGAAUGCCUAGGAAAAUGACUGAUACAACUCCACUAAAAGGCAUUCCCAGCCGUCAUCCAGGGUCAAGUUUUCGCAGCAGUGUGCUUGGUUCAACGACAAAUCGUCCACCUAUUCCACGAUUAGCCGCUGGGAGGAAAGAAGGCGGUGUGAAACUUUUAGACAUCGCUGAUCAGCCCCUAGGCUACGCAGCUGCGAAAAAACGCAAACGACAACAAGAACAGGAAGAAAACGCCGCGAAAAAGACCGAAACCUCACCGGCGAUGUUAUCCCCGUCGAGUACAAACAACGCUACGCCAGAUUACGCCGCAGGUCUUACAACACCUUCAUAUCUCCCUCCAACGCCACAACCAGCAAGUUCAACACCCACGCCCACGACUCCCACAACCCCAACCCCUACAACACCUAUUGCCACCGCAGUCGUCACACCCACACCUACACCAACGAUACAAUCUCCACCUCCAUCACAAACCAACCCACCGCCGCUCACGCCCGUCCUCAAACCCGCAGCGAAAACCCCGCCGACAGCUACGCCUGCCCCGGUCAUCAUCACACAGAAACCCGUCCAGCAGGUCACACAAAUCCGCAUACAACCACAACCCACCGCGAAUUCCCUUCAAAGACGUGGUUUAGCCCUCACCAGAGAGCAAAUGCUCGAGGCGCAGGAUAUGUUCCGCACGGCGAACAAAGUAACGCGUCCAGAAAAAGCCUUGAUUCUGGGAUUCAUGGCCGGGUCACGAGACAAUCCAUGCCCGCAUCUCGGGAAUAUCGUCACGAUCAAGCUGAGCGAAGAUCAAGAGAACGUGCAGCAGCCGGAUGAGACCUACCUGACGAUGCUGGUGGAGACGCACUUCCAGAUGAACUACAACAACGGCGAGUGGAAGCGCAUCAAGAAGUAUCGCCGGCUGGAUAAUGUUGUGGAUCCACUUCCGGCGAACACGCAAACAGCUGCGUUGGUUUGAUGAAUAAUCCCGCCUCACACUCGAACUCACCCUAUCAUACCCAUUCGUAAAUUAAUGGAGGCCCGACAAGCGAGGAACGAAAGAAUUAGCGAUAGAGAAGUCUAUCAAACGUUGUUAAUUAUAUAUAUAAUAUAUAAAUAUAUAUAUAUAUAUAUUAAUUAGUGAAAUGGAUAAGUUUAUAAAGAAUUGUACAAAAAAUAAGAGAUGUUAUUUGUGUACUUGCCUGUGAUGUAAGUUAAGAUCCCAUUCGUUUGCUAGGAAUUGAAUUAUGUGCUUCAAUUAACAUAGAGAAUAUAUUUACUUCUUUUGUUUUAAA
Messenger RNA from Dalotia coriaria, 1957 nucleotides. Its product is annotated as negative elongation factor A-like. Gene Ontology annotation, biological process: negative regulation of transcription elongation by RNA polymerase II. The record is from RefSeq and is a predicted model, not a curated record. The transcript is spliced from 3 exons. Gene Ontology annotation, cellular component: NELF complex. The coding region runs from base 67 to 1641 and encodes 524 amino acids. Lineage: Eukaryota; Metazoa; Arthropoda; Insecta; Coleoptera; Staphylinidae.